Molecule: messenger RNA, 3854 nt
Organism: Acyrthosiphon pisum (pea aphid)
Lineage: Eukaryota; Metazoa; Arthropoda; Insecta; Hemiptera; Aphididae
Exons: 3
Coding region: 410-1666 (418 amino acids)
Cellular component (GO): extracellular matrix
Source: RefSeq, a predicted model, not a curated record
CUAUGAUCUAUUCUAACUCCUAAGAGCAUUCAACCGAUAGAUAGACAUAGACCAUUUAAGAAUAUUGAGUACUUCGUCAUAGCGGGUCAUCGUUUCAGCAUCAUUUUUUGUUCUUUCAUUUUAUUGUUGUUUGGGUGCCAAUAUUUGGUAGGAGCAAGGACGUGAAAACAAGCUAAGAAGGAGAACUAUAUAUUAGUGUCGGCGGGAAAUAACGUCAUGAAUAGUCGCGUGGAAGUGAUUGGACGUUUGGUUUAAAUAAUUUAUUAUAUUAUUAUUUUUUUCUACACGUGUUUUUCAUUUUAUUACAUAUUAGUUAAAAAGUACCACCCAAACAACUUAUUUUCUUUAAUAUGUUAUAAGAUUUUAAAAAUAUUUUUUAUACUUUAAUACAUUCCAGAGACGUGAAGAUAUGAAAGACCCUAAGAUGUUGUUAUUUGUUUUUGGGCUAUUCAUACAAACUUGUUUAGCGGAAAACGUAGAAACUACUACACACGAACAUAACACCGAUGCAAGUGAUAAGAAGGUGUCAAAAAGAGAUUAUUACGCACCAGAAUACAAUCAUGAUCAUUAUUCAUAUCCGGCUUACCGCUUCGAGUACGGUGUCCACGACCCGCAAACCGGCGACAUAAAAAAACAGUACGAGGAACGGGACGGGGACACGGUGCGCGGCUACUACAGCCUGGUGGAACCGGACGGUUCGAUCAGGUUAGUCGAGUACACGGCCGACGCGAAAAACGGUUUCCAGGCAACCGUCAAGAAGAUCGGAAGUUCGCAUCACCCAACCACAGUGACCCAUCACCUCAACACCGCUAACGCCCACCACGACGGUGACGGUGGAUACGCACCCAACUACCACGGCGGUGAUCGGGACUAUAAUAAUCAUCAUCUGCAGCAGCCGUCGUUGCCGACCGGCCACGACGGUCAUCAGUACGAGCCACCCGCUUACUCGAAUCACUACGAACCUCCGCAGCCACCUGCAUACAACGAUCACUACGAAUCACCAGUGCACGGUUACGACAAUCAUCAGUACCAACAUCAACAGCAACAACUGCCGGUCCAUGGUUACGACAAUCAUAAGUAUCACCAUCAGCAGCAGCAACUGCCGCCGUCCGCUUACAAUCAUUACGAACCGCCGCUGGUGCCCUCCGUGCACAAUCACUUCCAGUACCCGCCGUCACCCAUCGCGGCAUAUGAUCACUACGAACCGCCGCUGCAGGUGGUGGUUCCGGCCGGCCACGGCGAUCAUCACUUUGAACUACCGGCGGCGCAUCCGGAACCUGCUGACUUCGAACACGGAUCGCCGCUGCCACCGCUAUUCGCCGCCGGUCUGCCCACCGCCCACGGUGACUACGGCAGCGCGUCACCGGAAGAAUACUAUCCCGCACCCCUGCAGUUUCCGGCUACGUCACACGAGACCCACUUCGAGUGGCCUGCCAAGAGCGGAAGCAACGAUGACGACGACGGCCUCAGCGACGGCGACCCACAUCAUCGCGGUCACCUGCAGGACGAAUACCAAUUUCCUGCCGCCAAAGAACACAGUCAUUUACAAGGCUCCGCGGCCAAAGUGGCUUCUGGUGAACGGCCAGAGUAUCUGAGGAAGUAUUUCGAACCUAACUACCGGGGUCACGCAGCCGCCGUCAACAGUUUUUACGACGACGAUGAAUGAAGUAAUAUGUAUUUACGUGUAAGUUUGUGCGUAAAAUAAUAUUAUAGACGAGCUCACAACUUACCAACAUUAUAUUAUAUAUUUAUAUGUGGUACGACAAUAAGACAUAAAUGGUUAAGAUCACACAGUUUGUAUUGUGUUAUGCACACAUUUAAUCAAUUUUCGGAAACCUCUUUUGAAGUUUUGUGAGAAUUUAAAUUAAUAUUGAAAAUAUUUUCACUUCAAAAUAUAUACCUAUUAUAAUGUAUAGUUAAUUAAAAAAAAAACUUCUUGUAGAAGAACGGAAUACGAUACAAUUCAAUUAAAAUUAAAAUUGCGCCUAAUACAGUAAUACCUACUACACAACAUGUGCGCUCUCAGUGAAACCGAAGUCCAGGUUGUGGUCGGGCCAUGGCUAUUUUAUUUACAUCAUAAUUUUAUUAUGAGUAAAUGUAUAUUAGGGUACCUAUUUCUAUAUUAAAUAAUUAAGAUAUUGAGGCCUCAAAGUUUUGACAUUUCCCGACCACAUAUUAAAAACUUCGGCGCUUUUCCGUCGAAAUUAUAAUUACAGUAAUCGUUAAAUAUAUAAAUUACAUAUUAUGUCUAUGCCUGAUCUAAUAAUUUCUUUUCGUUUCAAUGACAUUAAUAUAUUUCAACGCCUCCGUCUCGAUUUUUUACCAGUCCGUUUUAUACUUUUAUAAUAUUCAUAUUUAAAAACGUACACUAAUAAGUGCAACAAUAAUUAAACGCAUAACAUAAAAAUAAGUUAUUCUAAACCUCCCACCCACUAGUUUAUUUUUCAUUACAUUUUUAAAAAUAAUUGUAAUGAGUACCUAAUUUAUUAUUAAAUUUAAAUACAUUAUUAAUUAUAUUUCUUCCAAAUAGUUGUCUAAAACUUACUCCAUCAGAAUUGAGAUAAUAUUUCAUUUUAUUCACAAUAAAUAAAUGUAAAUUCAAAAUUAUUAAGUUACAAGCUUGUAUGUUUUUUCGUCGAUUUGAUAAUAUGAAGUUUUUCAAACAUUUUCAGUGAUUAUUCUGGUUUACUCUACCAUACAAAUAAAAAACUAGUACGUCUAUUUUCACGAUAAGAAUUUUAUAGGAUUGCAUACAAAUUAUUAUUCCGUUAUUAUUUUGUGACACGCGCUUACCGUUUAUAUAGAUUAUGAAAAUUGUAGAAAAUACCAAAUCCACCAUCUGUAAAACUUUUUAAAAACAAAAAAUAUGUGGACGUGGAAAUGAGUAGACACAUACUUAGACGUUUAUUAUAUUAUAAUAUAAAUUAAAAUAGUAUUGAGUAAUGCAUUCAGAUUUAGGUGAAUAAAAACCCGGAGAAAAAAAUUUCCUAUUCUGGAGAAGGGUAAUCGCUAUGAUGCAUUAAUUGGAAAUUAAAAACCUAUUAGUCUUAUUUUCUGGGUCUUUUCUUUUAUGUAUUGGGUAUGUGAGCCAAAGAAAAUGUUAUAAAAAUAUAUAAUAUUAUAUAUCAUCUUCAAAAAUAGUACUAUCUUAAGUCGUGAUACAAGCUAAAAUGGCGUAGGGUUUUUACACCUGAAAUAUACAUUUAAAAUACUACCUAAUUAGUACCUAAUUAAUUAUAAUUUGAUCAUUUUUGAUUGUAUCCGACAUUCUCUGAAAUAAUAAUUUAUUUCAGCUAUAUUCACCCUUUAGAAACUGACACCACUAAGUAAUUGCUUAUCCGUUAUGCCUAUAUGCUAUACCAUAAAUCGUGGUUGAAAUAUACAAUGGUUAUAUUAUAUUUCAACCAUGCCAUAAAUCAUAAUGUACUUGAACUAUUUCUAGUAAUUAGAUUUUUUCGCAAAUAUUUAUCAAAUUUUCAUUGAAAAAACCAUUACCUAUUGAAGAAAGACAAUAUUGAAUAUGAUAUAAUAUAAUUUAAUUUAAAGUGAUGGAGACAAGAUACCUAGUAUGUAGAUAUGUAUUCCAAUGUUAUGUAAUUUGCGCUACAAUUGCAGUAAUUAUUUAAUUAAAACUGCAUAGGUAUUUUAGAAGAUUCACCAUACCUUAUAAUAUUAUAGACAAACUUUUACAGUUUUACAUGUUGUAUUUGAGUAGGUGCCUACUAUUUCGGCAUUUUGGAUUUCCUAUCAACUGUUUAUAUAAUUGUAUAAUGUAUUCUACAUUGUAUUAGCACUAUUAGGUACUUAUUCGCGGUGAUAAAUAAAACAUUCAUAUUUAAAUAUUUAUUAGUUUA